Molecule: messenger RNA, 4274 nt
Organism: Vespula vulgaris
Lineage: Eukaryota; Metazoa; Arthropoda; Insecta; Hymenoptera; Vespidae
Gene: nord
Product: protein NDNF
Exons: 7
Coding region: 2534-4267 (577 amino acids)
Source: RefSeq, a predicted model, not a curated record
GAAAGGGGAAAGAAGAGAGACGGGGAAACGAAGAAGAGCGACAACAUAGAAGGAGGUUGAGGAACGCCGAAUUCGAAGGAGUGGAAGCAUAAUUCCGAAGGGGUUCGAGCGGAAGGCCAGUUCCGCGAACUCGCGUAAUCGAUUCCGUCAUGUCGCGGACCACCCGGGUACGGUCCUAAUAAAUAAGUAAUACGCCGGUUCAACCAAAAGAUCAGAAUCCCGGGAGGUGGAGAAGGAGAGGCAACGACGAAGAUUCUAUGCAUCGCUUUUAUCGUGGAACUUGCGGACAUACCUACGUACAAUCUUUUCUCCAAAAGCAUGAUAGGUGAGGUAUCGAAAAUAGGUACAUGAUAUCUAAUCGCGAUAUUAAAUCUAUGAAUUCUCAACGAAUUUCCUUGGUUUCGUAGGGCACCGACGGAUCAACAUCGCGCAUAAUGGGGAAGAAGAUGAAAGCUCGCGACGGUUUACUCGCAGUAGGUACGUGUACGCGCUCGAUCUACACGCUUCGAAGAAGAUCUCAAGUUGCCGGCGCGACAUCGGAGUAGCCAGGAGGGACAGUUCGCUGUCGUGGCUGACUGAAAAUUUCUUGCCCGGUUAUACGGUGACACUUGGACCUCGUUACACUUGGAAGGUGUCGCUCUCGAAGAAGGCAGGGUCAGUAUCGCAAGGUGGCAAAGAGGUAAAACGGAGUAGGUCUUCGCGUGACUAGAACUAAAGAGGGAGAGAGAAAGAACAGGCUAUUCGAGAGAGAGAGAGAGAGAGAGAGAGAGAGAUAGAGUCGGGUGUAAACUCGAUACCCGAUGGAUCAUCGGAGCCGACAUUCGAGGCGCCGACGUUCAGCCGAGGGAAGAAACAAACGGUCUUUCUGCAGUCAUCCGUUGGGAUCAGAGAACAUGCUGUUUCCCUAUCCUUAGUUCCCAUUUUAUAUUCUUGCACCUUCGACAACAACGCGGCGAAUAAAGAAAAAGAAACCUCCUUUUUCUUCCACACGUAGUUCCGAAUCGUUCGUUUCGAAAAUCUCUAAUAAUAUUGUUUAGUUUCUCAGAUAUUAGCGUUGCAACGAAGAAGUUGGAGAAGAAUACGGAUAAGAGAAUCGGAGAAGUAAAAUCGCGCGCGCGAUGCGCACACAUCGAAGACGCGUCGGGUAUGCGCAGACGGAUGGGCGCGUAGCGAGAUUCGCUUCGGGAAUAAGGUUUUACCGAUGGUGUAUCCUGCACACGUGAAGCAUAUAGUCGGAGGUUCCCACACUGCAGGCCAUGAUUUAUUGGCCUGCCACCCGCCAGACCUGCUGUCAUCAUCGUCCCAUCGUUGGUCCAUGAUACAACGCGCCUUACCGUAUACUAACUUCCCUUUCUACGCGAUCUUCGCGCCAUAUCGGCUUCUUCUUUCCUCGCGCCGCAUGAAACAGGAAGGCCGUUUGACGUCCGUGGUGACGUCCAUCCGCCUUGCUUUACCUUAUGCAGCCGACGUUACUGACUGCCUUACGUGCCAAUAAUUAGCUUUUUUCUUCUUCUAGAGGGCUAUCGCGUGGCAUAUACAGUACGCGUGCGUGCUAGCGUUAUACAGAGAAUCGCGAUACUUUUAACAUUUUCUAUAUGAACAAGUAGCAAACAUCGAGCUUGAAUAAUAUUAAAGGACCGCCUGUUGAAUAUAUCUCGAUAUAUUUUGCAAUGCGAUUUGUGCAAUGAAAGAAAAAAUAUUCAGGACAACAUAAGAGACGGUCAAAGAUGACAACGACAGCAUUUUUUUGUUGAAAGUAUCAACAAUUCUUCGAGAAAAGAGAACGCCUUAACAUUAAUACACGAGAAAUAAAAAAGGGCAUGAAGCUUAUUGCAAAGGUCAGUUGAGGGAGGAAAAAACGAAGGAAGAGAGCGUAAGGGCGGGAUGGGGGAAGGGAGUCGAAUGAGGGACGGUAGUAGCGGUAAAGGUGGGGAGAAGAGGAUGAGGGUUCCUUCCAGAAGACGGGGCAAACACGAAGUCGUCGGCUGUAUAGGAAACGAAGAGGGGUUAUUUCGUUUCGUCUCGGCGUACUUUCCUAAGCGGCAGCUCCACUGGCAGCUCUGCUGGCAGCCUGCUGUCGUCUCUGCCGUCUACAGUCGCUCGACACACAGUCGAACUCGUUCGCCACUGGACGGCGGAUGUCGUCGUCGUCGUCGUCGUCGUCGUCGCCGCCGUCGUCGUCGUCGUCGUCGUCGUCGCCGUCGUCGUCGUCGUCGUCGUCGCCGUCGUCGUCGUCGUCGUCGUCGUCGCCGUCGUCGUCGUCGUCGUCGCCGCCGUCGUCGUCGUUGCCGUCGUCGUCAUCGUCGUUAUCGUCGUCGUCGUCGUCGUCAUCAUCGUCAUCGUCGUUAUCGUCGUCGUCGUCGUCGUCGUCGUCGUCGUCGUUGUCGUCGUCGUCGUCGUCGUCGUCGUCACUAUCCUCUCUUUGACUCCCCAUUCUCUUCUCCUAUCUUCGCGAUACUAUUCCUACUUCUCCCCGAUCUUCCUCCUUCCUUUUAUAAAAUCCUUUGACACCGUCCUGUUCUCAAUAGUCACGAUGUCGUCUUACCGUUCGCGACUCCUCUUUCUUCUCUUAGUCGCGUCAUUUUGUGCGUCUUAUUGCACCGGAUGCGCCUUUUGCGAGAAAUUCUUUCAACCACAGCAGCAACAGCGGCAACAGCAGGAGCAGGAACAAGAGGAGCAGUCCUAUCAGACCCGCAGAACUGUAGGCAGUCCGAGACCCUUUGGCGCCGAGAGACCGACGCGCGCGCAAGAAUUCAACAGGACCGGCGUGUUGCACCCCGAGUACCAGAUACCUGCCACCCUUCGACCGGGCAAUGUGUCGCAGUUUUAUUAUCUGAACCCGCGAGAAGGUCCACCUCUCACGUUACUCGUCAGUCCCUGCAACGGUCCGAUAUCGUGGACGGUCAGUUACGUGGAGCCACCUGAAAACGAUCUAGAAUUGGAAGGAGCAAAAUAUCAGACUCGAUGGCCGGUGAAGACUCUCAAACCAGGAUCGCCUUUGUUUACGUACGAAGGAGCGGAGGACCAGAAUUUUACGAUAGCGCGAACGCGCGCUGGUUUAUACUGGUUCGAAAUCAAAUCAUUACGAGGUAGGAAAAUCGAAAAAUCAGAUCCGAGCACCGUACUGUUGUAUGCAACGUCCAACGCCUUGAAUCAUCUGCCAGGAUUUUAUGCGAGCGAAAAAGAGAAUCGUCAGCGUUCUUUAAGAUUUCAACAGAGAAGAAGCAAACGUCGGCUAACCAUAUCUUGGAACAAAAGCCACGUAGAUCCGCACCUAUCCAACUAUUGUUUGGCCGUUACAUCGGGAACUCAAGCCCAUCCUUCGACGCUUUGCGCCGCGCAAAACUUUCUCACCGUUCAUUCGUACACCGGUAAGGGAAGUUCCUCGAGCAACAGAGAGCAUCAAUAUCGGGGUGUCCCGGAAGGGGUUCAUUGCGUACGACAAACCAAGUUGACUCUUCACAGAAUGAAGUUCGACACUACGUACAACUUUACUCUAUAUGUGGUUAAUAUGCGUAACAACGUUUCGAAUAAACUCGCCACCGACGCCAUCCGAUUUCGGAAAACGCCGGAAUUGAUGCUACAUACGGGACGUUACGCCACCGUGAGUUUGAGAAAAACCGAUGGUUUUGUCAAUUUCCGGUAUCGCCCACCGGAGAACGCAUCGAGUAUCUUCCAUAUUCUUCCUUGCGGCGGUGGAAUAGUCAAGGCCAAACUAAGUGCUCCAGGAAUACUGCGGGAAAAAGAAGUGGUGGGAUAUGCGUCUUUGCGAGUACCUGUACUGCCCUCGGGGAAAACUUAUAUCCUACGCAUAUCGGCUACACCGCAGGAAUUAGCGCGAGUCUCGGCAAUCAAAGUGCUCGUUACGCAGGAGUCUUCGACGAUUUAUCCGCAGGUACCGUCGAGGAGCACGCCACGCGAAUAUCGCUCCUUGAGAAGUUGCGACGAGGUGACGAUAGGUGUAGAGCCUGCCGGUGCCGCGAAAUAUUGCAUUCUCGUGAGAGAACUGAAAGAUUCCACAACUUUGGCCAGCGUUACUAACGUACCCGAUCAGUGCGGUCUCCAUCGUCGUCGUCGAUCCGAGUAUACGUUCGAGGUCUGUGAAGAAAGAGGGAGCACGCCGAAAGACAGAGCCCUUCCGUUUACUCUCAAAAGACUGCAGCCCGGAAAGGCAUAUCUUUUACAGAUCACGGCCCAGCUCAAAGGUCGAUCCUUGUCGUAUCCUCUUUUAGGCGUACGCACGAAACGUACCUGUCUGCGUCCAUGACAACUGU